Messenger RNA from Phoenix dactylifera (date palm), 647 nucleotides. Its product is annotated as large ribosomal subunit protein eL36x-like. Lineage: Eukaryota; Viridiplantae; Streptophyta; Magnoliopsida; Arecales; Arecaceae. Gene Ontology annotation, molecular function: structural constituent of ribosome. The record is from RefSeq and is a predicted model, not a curated record. Gene Ontology annotation, cellular component: ribosome. Gene Ontology annotation, biological process: translation.
GGCGAGGCGAGGUGCUCACUUCGGCGCUCCUAUAUUAGGGUUUCGACCAUUAGGGUUCUCGACGUGGUCGCCGGCUGCUAGGGUUUCUUCUUCUCUGAUCCAGAGGGGAAUCAGUCCGGAAUACUCAAAGAGGGCCCAUAGUGAUGGCCCCGUCUCAGCCGAACACCGGCCUCUUUGUUGGGAUCAACAAAGGGCACAUCGUCACCAAGCGGGAGUUGCCUCUGCGCCCUUCCAGCAGAAAAGGAAAAACCAGCAAGAGGGUGCAUUUUGUCAGAAACUUGAUUAGGGAAGUUGCUGGAUUUGCUCCCUACGAGAAGCGGAUCACUGAGCUCCUGAAAGUUGGAAAGGACAAGCGUGCACUCAAAGUGGCAAAGAGAAAGCUUGGAACUCACAAGAGAGCCAAGAAGAAGCGUGAGGAGAUGGCUAAUGUUCUCAGGAAGAUGAGAUCCGCCGGAGUGGCUGAGAAGAAGAAAUGAAAUGGAGCAGAUGAUGCACGGUCUAAAUAUUUUAGUUCCAAACUGGUGACGAGUCUCUCAUCCUUUAUGCUGUUAGGAAAGCUAGAACUGUUAAGAUGCAAGUUUUUCUAAUCUUUGGUUUUGCAAUAAACUCCCUUUCAUUCUGAUAGCGUUAUCAUCAGCAUUCGGAUA